AUGGUGAAAAAAAGCAAAGGUCGCCAAAAGAUAGAGAUGGUGAAAAUGAAAAAUGAAAGUAACCUUCAAGUUACAUUUUCGAAAAGAAGAUCUGGACUUUUCAAGAAGGCUAGUGAGCUUUGCACACUUUGUGGUGCAGAAAUCGCCAUAAUUGUGUUCUCACCUGGUCGAAAAGUGUUUUCUUUUGGCCAUCCAAAUGUUGAAUCUGUUAUUGAUCGAUUCUUGAACAAUAACCCCCAGCCUCCUCACCAGCACAACAACAUGCAACUUAGCGAAGUCCAUAGGAACUCUGUUGUUCAGGAUUUGAAUAUCCAUCUUACCCAGCUGUUAAGCCAGCUCGAAGCUGAGAAAAAGAAGACCGAGGAGCUAAAGAAAAUAAGAGAAACCACUAAAGCCCUAGGGCAUUGGUGGGAAGAUCCCAUUGAAGAACUUGCUUUUAAUCAACUCAGAGGAUUCAAAGGUAACCUUGAGAAUUUGAAGAAAAUUGUUACACAUGAAGCUUCCAAAUUUUUUCAGGCAAAUGUCCCAAACUACUACGUCGGAAGCUCUAGUAAUGCUGCUUUUGGGAUGGACGAUGGGAGUCGUAUCAACCCUGAUAUGGACAUGUUUAGUCAAAGAAGAAUGGUGGACAUCAAUGCUUUCAACUACAGCCAGAACUCGAUGCACCCUAGUCAUGCAUUGCCGUUUGGAUACAAUACUCAUGGUGAAAGCUUUGUUUCAGAAUACAACAUGAACUACCGACCAGAGUAUAAUAAUCUGAACCAGAACCAGAGUUUUAAGAGAGAAAACAUCUCUGAAUAUGAAUAUCAUCAUGGCCAAGGACCUCAGGGUCAUCCUCAUCCUCAUCCUCCACACUCUAGGUCUGGUUACUAA
This is a messenger RNA of Capsella rubella, 873 nucleotides long. Its product is annotated as agamous-like MADS-box protein AGL62. NCBI's taxonomy places the organism in Eukaryota, Viridiplantae, Streptophyta, Magnoliopsida, Brassicales, Brassicaceae. The record is from RefSeq and is a predicted model, not a curated record. Gene Ontology annotation, molecular function: protein dimerization activity; DNA-binding transcription factor activity, RNA polymerase II-specific; RNA polymerase II cis-regulatory region sequence-specific DNA binding. Gene Ontology annotation, biological process: positive regulation of transcription by RNA polymerase II. The coding region runs from base 1 to 873 and encodes 290 amino acids. The transcript has 2 exons.